Daucus carota subsp. sativus is the source of this 1976-nucleotide messenger RNA. Its product is annotated as DEAD-box ATP-dependent RNA helicase 24-like. Lineage: Eukaryota; Viridiplantae; Streptophyta; Magnoliopsida; Apiales; Apiaceae. The record is from RefSeq and is a predicted model, not a curated record. The transcript is spliced from 5 exons. The coding region runs from base 1335 to 1748 and encodes 137 amino acids.
UCACAGCCUCUUGGAUAAUCCAGAUAAAAAUGGGUCAAUACCCGACUUGAAUACAAUGAUAUUUGCUCCAGAGUUGGAGCAACCCGUUAACAUACGGGUCUGAACAUUCAGUUACGCUGCACUUGCAGUUCUCUAUCCCUACAUUUUAGCCAUGUGAUUCGAACGUGCCAAAUUUCAAACUGGGUAGUUAAUGGAUUCAUUGUGCUUUUAGCAACUUCUACAGUCUGUGUUCAUUGCAAGAAAUCGUCUUCUAUGGAUACGUCUGACUUCAUUAUUUUGUUUUGUGUUUGGGCAGGAGAUGAUCUUCAAGCGUUGGUUGAAAAUUCAUGACUUCAGGUAUCUCUUAUCAUCUUACUUAUUCAAUCAAGGUACACAUUGAUUCGAUUUAUAUAUUAUCAAGGUCUCAUUGGUUCAAUUCAUGUAUAUAUAAAGUUCAUAUCCCUCUUUUUUAUCAGGAUAUUGUAAGUUACAUGGUUAUUUUGAUACAAUCUUGGUAGUUCCUUAGCUGACCAUUUUACUUUGGUAUUUUGCAGAAUAAUGAAUGUGAGAUAAAUAGAGAAUUACUCAGAUUCUAGAUUACUCACGGUUUGUAGACCUAACUGUUCGAUUAAAUUUCUUAUAGAGAUUUCAACUGUGUUUUAAUCUUACAUAUAUAUUUUGUUGUAAUUUAAAUUUUGAGAUGCAUAUAUCACAAUUGUAAUUGCUUCCUGAAAGAGAGUUAUCUGUUUUUAGAUUACACACGGUUUGUACAUCAAAUGUUCGAUUAAAUUUCUUAUAGAUAAUAUAUGAUCAUAUAUGCUUACUAAUUACAACUUGAUACAAUGUGGCACUGACAGGUUCCUCCGGCGUAGCUCAUUCAGAAAAAACCACUGAAAAAGAUACUCAUACGAAAUUAGCUCUUAUGAAUGAUGGCAUUUGUGUUACGCUGAUUGACCAGGCCACUCUGCAGCAACCCCAAGCUCCUGCUUCGCUCUAGGUGUGUACAUAAUCCCAUGGGUCUGGAAUAAAUUUUAUGCAAAGGAGAGGACAUGGGUCUGUAUUCCAAACAGAGCUCAGGCCAACUACUGAAAGUCCAACUGCGGUUUCAGGUUUGAAGCGGCCUCCUCUGUCUCUGCUGUCACCGUCGUCUAUACGAGAAACUGAAUCAACACCCAAAUCCAACUGCACAAUUAAGUAGUCCUGGAGAGCAAGAUGUUUCUGAGUACAGGAAGAGCUUAGCCACCCGUGUUUCUGGUUUUGAUGUGACAGAGCAAGAUAUUUGAGGACUGUGGAUUUUCAGUUGAGAUAAUGAAAGCAAUAUCUGGACAAGCAUAUGAGAAGACUACGUCAAUACAAUGUCAAGCUUUUCCAGUUGUGCUCUCCGAAAGAGAUAUUAUUGGUAUAGCAAAGACUGGUUCAGAUCGAAACGUGAUGCACGAAAAGGAGGUGGCAAAAGAGCAAAAGGAAGGGGAGGAGGCGGCAAUCGAGGCGUGCGUGGGGUGGACUUUGGUCUGGGUAUCGGAUAUAAUGCAGAAUCUAAAAGUGCUCCAUUGCAUGUUGUUCCUGGUCGUUCUGCAGCUGUGAACUCACUGAGGACAGGGAUGACGGCACAAUUUAAAAGCAGUUUUGUUGCUGCUUCAUCUGGCACCCUUAAUGCAAGGUUGAGUUUAGUUCAGGCAUGCAAGCUGGCAACAGGGUGUUGCGUGGUUUUGUGUCGGGUGGUUCUAUUGGGGGAGGUAGGCAUACUCCUCCAGCAAGCAGUCAAGUGAACUUCUCCAAGAAGCUCAGACUUCAGAGUGCAGAGGAAACACGAGUCAAAAGAACUCAGAAAGUUCUAAAGAAAGAGCAAGAGAAAGACGAAGACCCUCAGGCUGAGAUCUUUAGAUUUUGCAGUGGAAGAUGUUUGAAAGUUAAGUUUAAUGCAAUGUUUAGCUUCACUUUUGUUCAACCUUAUGUAUUGCCACCCUGAAAGUUGCCCAAUGUUCUGUGCUGCCUAA